Molecule: messenger RNA, 1390 nt
Organism: Babjeviella inositovora NRRL Y-12698
Lineage: Eukaryota; Fungi; Ascomycota; Pichiomycetes; Serinales
Product: putative endodeoxyribonuclease
Exons: 1
Coding region: 245-1288 (347 amino acids)
Molecular function (GO): hydrolase activity, acting on ester bonds
Source: RefSeq, a predicted model, not a curated record
CAAUAUCUUCAUCACAUUGACAUGGUUGAUGCCCUUGUAACGCAAUCUACUAUCAUUUAUUGUCAAAUGGAAACCUGAGGCUUGGUAUUUCUGACGCUUGUUCCGUGCAUACAGACGCAAAUCUCAAACCAUGAUCGCCGCAUACCAGAAUACAGGACAAGAGCUGGACUUGGUAUCCUAGCCCUACCUGCCAUUCUAUAGACACACCGUGUUCCAUAUCUGACACCCGAAUGAGUUGUACAUCAUGUUAUACGACGCCCAUUGCCAUUUGGAAAUCUCGGACUGCAAUGAGACUAGUGGCUCCCGCCUUCUUGCGUUCAUAGAUAGCCAGCCCAUCCCGGACAAUUUCUUCGGCCUAAUGUCCACUUGCCAGUAUGACAUUGACUUGGUUGAAUUUCUCGGAGACCACUCGGCCAAAGUUGUGCCCUGUUUUGGCGUGCAUCCGUGGUAUUCCCACCUCUUUACGUUCGAUGAAACAGUCGACAAGAAAAUGCACUACUCAGCGGUGUUAUCGCCUGCCCCUUCCGACGAAUUUCUCAGCAUUCUUCCACCUCCAACGCUGUUCAGCUCCUAUUUAACGAAAUUAGAAACGUACCUAGUAAAACACAAAGUGUCGUUCAUGGGUGAAAUUGGCCUUGACAAGGUUUUCAGGGUUCCCUGGGCCGGUUUCUUUGGAAGCAACGCUAGAGUAGAGGGUGUACAAGGAAGGUUUUCCCCAUACAAGGUUGACUUCAACCAUCAGAGACGGAUUCUACAGGAACAGCUCCGUCUCGCUGCUAGUUUAGAGAAACCGGUAUCGGUGCAUUGCGUGAAGGCUCAGGGGGCACUCUACGAGGAGAUCACCGCGCACCAGGAGGUAUACAACCAUAUUCCAUCCGUCUGCUUGCACUCGUACACCGGUUCGUUUGACCAAGCCAUGAUGUGGGUGAAGUUUUUCAAGAAAGAAAGGUUAAACGUGUACUUUUCCCUCUCUCAGGUGAUCAACGGGGUCCGGGAGAACGAAGCGAAAAUGCUCUUGUUCAAGCAGAUUGUGAAACAUAUCCCCCCAGAGUGCCUUUUAAUUGAAACCGACAUGACGUUGAACCAGAUAUCGCUCCCGAGCGCAGAGGCCAGCUCGUCGGCGGACAGUCUAGAGUGCAACUGCCAGUCCGACGCGAGGCUCUCAUUUGCUGGAUACACCCAGCUUCUCGAUCAGGUUUUCGAAAGAAUUUGCGAAACACAAAACUGGGAUCAGUCAACGUGCAGAGGCUACCUCCUAGACAAUUGGAGAGCUUUUCAACAUCAAUAGCAUCGGGUACGUCCGCUAUACAGGCAGCACCAAAGUAAGCACUAUACGUACGUGCGCUGCACAAUCCCCGGCGGCUCAGCUAUAUACCGGAGAAAUAAAAAA